Molecule: messenger RNA, 3024 nt
Organism: Plutella xylostella (diamondback moth)
Lineage: Eukaryota; Metazoa; Arthropoda; Insecta; Lepidoptera; Plutellidae
Product: monocarboxylate transporter 9
Biological process (GO): monocarboxylic acid transport; transmembrane transport
Molecular function (GO): monocarboxylic acid transmembrane transporter activity
Source: RefSeq, a predicted model, not a curated record
UCGGCUGUUCGCUGACAGAGCGGUUCACUCCGACUCGCCUGCUUGCCCAACAAACUAUUGACCGAUAAAUAAACAACACAUUUUUAUUAAGGUUCAAAGGCUGAACAGACCUAUACGUCUUCAAUUUCCGCGUUUAUCACAUUAAUAUUAUUCGGAAGAUUUACUUUCGUAAGUCUGUGUACUGAGCAAUCACUUGUAUUGUUUAUGCGAAUAAACGUUCGUAUUGUCGCUGUUUGUGGGAAACCCGCGGGGUGUAUUUGCCAUUUUUACGACUGUAUCCUCUAUUAAGGUGUUACGCUGUAAGCUUCAUGCAAACAGUGGUGUUAUUAUGUGCAUUAGUGAGAUUCGUGUAUAGAGAUAUUGGCGUUAGUAGCGGGUGUGUAUAAAAGUGGGGUUCAGUGUCGGGGUGUCACAGUGUUGGGGUGCAGUGAUGAUGAGUGCCAAGUUGGUGACAGGUGACAGUGACAGUCGCGGCAGCAGCGAGUCCUCGGGCUCGGACAACUACGUGCUGGUGCCUCCGGAGGGGGGUUGGGGUUACAUCGUCUGUGUUGGAUUGUCUGUUAUUUUUAUUGCCGGUACAGCGCAUCAGCCGGUCUUUGGAUUCAUCUAUAAUGAUUUCCUGGACGAGUUGGGAGUCGGCACUGGCGCUGUCACCCUGGUAUACGGGGUGUUCCAAGUCACGUUAGCUAUUGCAGGUUUUUCCGCAAAUAUUGCGCUGAAGCGGUUGUCUCUUCGACAAGUCGGUUUGAUAGGAGCCGGCAUCUACACAUUGGCCUCAUUCUUGGCCAUUUUCGUCGAAUCCACGGCGCAGUUGAUCAUCACAAACGGGCUGCUCCAAGGCUUAGGAAUGGGCCUGCUAAUCCCAGUCUCCUAUACGAGCUUCAAUAGCUACUUCACAAAGAAAAAAGUGCUCUAUCUGAGUCUGUGUAAGGCCUCUAUUGGCUUGAUAACGAUGGUGUAUCCGUUGUUUAUUAAGAUGACGAUGGCGGAGUACGGGUUCCGGGGCACGCUCGCUAUUAUAUGCGCGAUCUCGGCCCACAGUAUAUUUGGCGCCAUUGUGCUACAUCCAGUCGAGUGGUAUAUGGUCAAGCAACCGAAAACUUGUGAACAAAUAGUUCUCAUACCACCGACACCAGCAGUUAAAGACAGCGACUUCGAUUUCCCCUUAAAGAACGGCAAUGGAAAUUUAAAGAUUGAGAGCGCGCGAUCAGUCGAGAACAUGUUCCAACCGCGAUUAAACGACAAGAGGAAAGGAUCUCAGCUGUUGUUUGUCACGAAACUUGGAGAUGAUAGGCGACUGAGUAUACCAGUGGUUCUGAUACCCGAGAGUAACUGUAAUAGCAAGUUUAACUCUCAAGACAACGUGUAUGUGGAGAAUUUAUACAAGGCGGCGUCGGUGCACAGCCUCGGACACUUCGGUAGUAUUGCGGCCGAGCCUAUGCCGAUCAUAAAGAACAAGGAAGGGAAAUGGCAAACAGUGGUGGAGUUCCUGGACCUCUCCCUCCUGAAGGACCCCGUGUAUGACAGCAUCAUAUUCGGAAUGGCACUCACUUUCUUCGCAGACCUGACCUUCUUCACUUUAGAGCCCUUAUUUUUGGACAGAAACAAUCUGAGCCGGACAGAAAUAGCGAACAUAAUAGCCAUCGGAGGAGCCUCCGAUAUGGUGGCGCGGCUUCUGCUGGGCGUCGGCGGGCAGUUCUUCGCCAUGAACAGCCGACACAUGUUCUUCUCUGGGGCUCUGUUCGCCGCCAUCUUUAGAACUGUGUUCAUUCAGUUCACCACCUACACGCCUCUGCUAAUCCUGACCGGCAUCCUGGGAGCCCUGCGCUCAUUGGUCCACAUCUCUCAGCCAAUCGUGAUGGCGGAACAUGUCCCCAUAGAGAGGUACCCUCCGGCGUAUGGACUCUACAUGCUGCUAGCUGGAGGGCUGAGCUUGAGCGUCGGCCCUAUGAUUGGGUUCAUCCGAGACUUCACGGGUAGCUACGUGAUAGCCUUCAACAUGCUGACAGUGUGCAACCUCUGCUGCGUGGUCCCGUGGGGCAUCGAGGCUCUGCUCGCGCGCAGAAGAAGUCAAAGGGAAAAACAUCUCCAAACGUGAUUGAAGAUCAAGACUGAGCUUAAUUUGGUUAGUUUUAAAGACCUAGUGUACCGUCGGUUCGUUAUAUAACCAACCUGUUGUGGAUCACGCUAGGCUCACAUGGCGGCACGCGCUUCGUGGUUUGGUCUCGCCGCUUCAAGGAUGGUUCAGAGUUAUGUAAUCAGGCGGUUGGGCUGAAUGACGUAGGAAAUAAUUUGAUAUCUUUGACCUAAGGUAUUUGCUCUGAAUGAGGUAUUUGAUAGCUACAGGAAAUUAAUAAUUAUAAGUAUAUUUAUUAAAGAAUCGGUGGCGGACGACAUGGGUUUGCAGCGGAUGUCCCAACGUUAGUACCUAACACUGGUUUCUAUGUGAAAAAAGUAUAGGAUUAAUUUUAGUAAUACAUACAUAGAAAACAGGAGUGACGUUGCGACAUUUAGCUGCAAGUUCAAAUCGUUGGCGGCAGUUGGCACCUCAAGGGUCUUGAGAAUUUGACUUUUAUUUCAUGAAUAGGGAGGCUUAUCGCCUUGUAGAGAGACACCUUCUAUGAAAUUAAACCUACAUGGUGUACCCUUUUGUAACACCCUGUAUAGAAAUCUAUACAAUGUAUGUAGAAUAUCGUUGUAUUUCCUCGCCUGUGGAGACAAUUACGUAAGGUAAAACUUAACUAGUACCUACUGAAAUGCUUUUAACUCUGGUUAGACUGGCUAACUUAAGGUGGGCCCUUGUGUUGUUUCUAGUCAAAAAUUUGAUUAAAUGUCUAUUAUUGACGUGAAAGCCGCCAAAAAUGUGUGUAUUUACUAAUUAUAAUGUUAUGGACGUUUACGGUCUAAUAUAAUUUAUGUACAUAAGUCAGCAGUCAGUACCUUUCUAAGUAUUAGGUUAAAUUAUAUUUAAGAUAAUUAUAAAUAUUAUUAUUAACAUGUAAAUAAAUGAAUAUAUUAAAUAAG